This is a messenger RNA of Anopheles cruzii, 2959 nucleotides long. RefSeq names its product N-alpha-acetyltransferase 30-like. Gene Ontology annotation, biological process: N-terminal peptidyl-methionine acetylation. The coding region runs from base 492 to 1784 and encodes 430 amino acids. Gene Ontology annotation, cellular component: NatC complex. The record is from RefSeq and is a predicted model, not a curated record. The transcript is spliced from 2 exons. Gene Ontology annotation, molecular function: protein-N-terminal amino-acid acetyltransferase activity. NCBI's taxonomy places the organism in Eukaryota, Metazoa, Arthropoda, Insecta, Diptera, Culicidae.
UCGACCCUUCGUUCUGGUCUUCCGAUCAUCGGCCCUCCGCUGGAGCAAGGAUAGAGCCCGGUAUCGUUCCAGUACCGUCUCGAGAAUCCUUUCGACGCUGCGAAGAGGCUGUCUCUGCGUAUUUUCACAUUCUCCUUUUCUCAACCCUGUCGUCGAAAGUCCGGUCGGUCAGGGAGAGCUUUCGCUGUGAAUAGAGCAAGAAAAAAACGAACGAACUACUAGAGGAAAAAUGAAAUCCAUCACGAACACCGUCCGAUAGAGCGAGUGGUCGAAUCGUACCCGACGCAACAAAGGUCGGGUGGGGUCGAGCACGUCUCCCCUCGGAAAACGUCUGGUCCACGUACAUAACACCCUCGAUCGGGAGACGGCAGUCUUUGGGUGUCUGGAGUUUUGUGGAACAACAAAACGACUGUCCCAAACUACAGGGAACCAGAACCAGUGACCACGGGAAGGAGUAGAAACGGUGGAAGCCUCAGCGGCGUCUUUCCCGAAUGGAUGUGAUCGGACACGGUGGUCCGACAGCGACAGCAACGAAGGCCAGCAGCAAACUCACCAAUGGAACGGCACGGGACGAGACGAGUAAUAAAGACGUCACCACCGCCGCGGGUACCGGACGGAAGAAGACGAAAAGGAAAAACCGAGCUAAAAAUAGUCAGCGAGAGGAGACGACGGACACGGCGGCGACGGCGGUAGGUGAUGACCCGUCCGCAGUAUCGGUAUCGCCAUCGGCUGGUGAUGUAAAUAGUAGUCAUAGUAGUAAUCACGCCAGCAACGGAGUGCCGGAAGGGGAGGCGGCAGACGUUGACGCAAUUAGUAGAAAGCUGGAGCAGUGUGUUCACGUUAGCCGCACGAACGGACUAACGAAUGGGUUGCCAAAGUUGGACAAACCGUUCGGCAGUUUCUCGCCAGCGCAUACGACACCGAGCGGCGGCGAGGCAGGGCAAAACGAUGGCAACGAAAAGUCCCCUCGGCCAGCGAUCGGUACAGCGGCGCACAGUAAAAAGGGUAAACAACGAUCGAAGCAGCAGAAAAGGGCACAAGACGAUGAUGGCACACACGACACGGCAAUGGUCAAUGGGGGCGACGAACAGGAAUUCAGCAGCGUCCGGGCGGUCCAAAGUCCCGCGUCCGAUUCGGCUGGGAUCGGAGCUACCGGUGAAGCCGGUACAAGGGCGUCUUGUGGUGGCAGGGAGGGAGCGAUGAAAGAUCAUCCGAUCACCACCAACCUUUCUCUGGGUGCCACUGACGAGAGUGCUUCGUCCCGCAGCAGCACGUCUACCUCAUCGAUUUCGUUACCACAGGAAGCACCCGCCACGGAACCGCCGAUCGCAAUCACCUAUCAGGUGUACGAAUCGGAACGGCAGAUGCCCGCCAUCAUGGCCCUCAUACAGAAGGAUCUCUCCGAGCCGUACUCCAUCUACACGUAUCGUUACUUCAUCCACAACUGGCCGAAACUGUGCUUUUUGGCGCUGCACAAGGAGACGUGCGUCGGUGCGAUCGUCUGCAAGCUCGACAUCCACCGGGAAAACGUCCGCCGGGGGUACAUUGCGAUGCUGGCCGUGGACAAGGACUACCGGAAGCUAAAGAUCGGUACAACGCUCGUGCAGAAGGCAAUACAGGUUAUGCUUGACGAUAAAGCCGACGAAGUGGUGCUAGAAACGGAAAUAACCAAUCAGCCCGCGUUGCGAUUGUACGAAAAUCUGGGCUUCGUGCGGGACAAGCGGCUCUUUCACUACUAUCUGAACGGUGUCGAUGCGCUGCGGCUGAAACUGUGGUUCAGAUGAAUGCUCCUCUUCGCCCGUUCGUAGCUCGUUCGCAGGUGCAGGUGGGCACGUAGUAGCGGAAUAGGAAAGCCUUCAACAUUUGGCGAUAGGUUCGGGAAACUUGCGUUUCAACAUUGCAACCGCGCAACUGUGGCAAAACGUUGUAAAAAGUUGUAAUUUUUUGUUGUUGUUAAUUUCUCUUUCCAAAGCACCAGGCAUCUUGAACGAUUCGACAGAUUGCAUGGCACGGAUUACUUUGAUUUGAAACCGAGUCGGACUAGGAACAAUUGACGCGAGUCUUUUUACCGUUGUCACUUGGUACGCAAAAGAAUGUUGCCGUGUGCAUCCGGUUUUUUACACUUUUCGUUUGCCUCUUUUGCCGUACCACAUCGUGUGCGGUUCUACGGCUCCCAAUAUUUAAGUUAGCAUUAAAGGAUAAUUUAUUGUGCGCACUGUCCGCUAUGCUUCCGAAUGCUUCCACUUGUCUUCUUGGCAACAACGCGCUCGUUCGGCUGUGGGCCCAGAUAGCUUUCGAUACUGCAAGAUAGGGACAGUGUACAGAACGGGAUUCGGGGGGACAGGGCCUUUUUGGGACUUUGGGUUGGUGCGGAUUAGUAGCAAAAUGUGUGUUUUCUGUGUGUGUGUGUGUGUCCGUUUAAAGUGUCUUCACGUGGCUGGCGAGCUUUCGUCGAGCGAGGAUCGUAGCGUACGACCACCACCCUUGUGCCCUGUGUUCACUGACGAGGAGACGCUCCUUCAUUCACCCCGAAACAGAUUGCAAUACUUUUGAUCCACCAAGGAACGCGAAUAAGGUGUGACAAUGGAAGCUCUACAGUCCAUUGCAAAGUCUUCGACGGUUGGAGCGACUGUACAGGCUGCCUGGUAGCAGAAAUUUCGAUCAGACCGCCUCUCCUCUGGAGUGUGGUUCUCCCGCGAUCGGUAGUCGCUUACGAAUCUUUCGCCUCAUUUUGAAAUUGCGAAAAAAGGGCAAUCCACAAUACCAAAACUAGCGUAGGACUUCAUCUCGCGGCACCUGUGUACAGGUUACUGCCUGUGGUGCGCCUGGCCACCACACUGCAGCAACAAGUCCAAGGAAGCAAGGCUGCGCGGCGUAACUGACCGCAGGCAGUGAGAACCGGAACCGCGACGGAUUAGACGCGAUUUGCAAAUUGUAAAUAGUCGAACAAUAAAAUCAA